CACACACACGGACAGACCGACAGACAGAUGGACAAACCGUGUCUCCUGCUGGAGCUCAAGGACUGAAGGACACCGUAAAGCGCAGCUGCUAAGCGGCUUUAAUCGGUUAAUUUGGCCCCGGUGGCCUUUUAGCAGCGCAGGCAGGUAAACACACACCGGAGCUGAGAACACCCACAGCCCGACUCACUCACCGCUGUCCGACCGGGGGAACCCUCCAGAUGGUCUUUACUCCACAGCACGGGACUCUAACGGAGGAGGUUUAUCAGCAGCUCUCUGACGGUCUGAGGAUUUCAGUGCGUCCUGGAUCAAACUUCGUCUGAGUUGUUUUUUUUCACGGGACAAAAUGUUUCUUUUCAGGAAGAGACGCGGAACUUUAUCAGCAUCUGUUUGAUCGUUAUGUUUUAAUAUGUGUUUUACUCUGUGAAUAAGAUCAAACUGACAAACCUUCCUUUGUGCUUUACGCGGAGUUUUUACGCAGCGGAGCGCUCUGGAGCGGCACGGCAAAGAGUCUGAGUCUGACACCAUGAUGAGACCACGGUGCGGGGACCUGAGUCCGACCCGGCCUUCAUGAGAUCCCGGUGGCCGCGCUGCUGUGGCUCGGACCGGGACGGAGCGCAGGAGCCGCGGCGGAGAUGGCGGCCAAUCUGAGCGUGGCGGCGGAGGCGGUGGACGCGGCAGCGGCGGCGGCUGCGGUCACGGACGCGGCAGCAGCGGCACCGGAGGCAGCGGCACCGGCAGGACACAACCUGCCCGCCCUGGUGUUCGGGGUGCUGCUGAUCGUGGUGAUCAUCUGCGGGAACCUGCUGGUGUGUCUGAGCGUGUUCACCGAGAAGGCGCUGAAGACCACCACCAACUACUUCAUCGUCAGUCUCGCGGUGGCGGAUCUGAUGCUCGCGGUGCUCGUGCUGCCGCUCUUCGUCUACUCAGAGUUCCAAGAUGGCAUAUGGACCCUCAGCACCACCAUCUGUGACAGUCUGAUGACCAUGGACGUGAUGCUGUGCACCGCCUCCAUCUUCAACCUCUGCGCCAUCAGCAUCGACAGGUUCAUCGCUGUGUCGAUCCCUCUCAACUAUAACAGGAAGCACGUGGACCUGCGGCAGGUGGUGCUCCUGUCGGCCACCUGGAUCCUGGCCCUGGCCGUGGCCUCGCCCAUCAUGUUCGGCAUCAACAACGUGCCUGGUCGUGACCCCACCGAGUGCAAACUGGAGAGCACCGACUACGUCCUCUACUCGUCCGUGUGCUCCUUCUUCAUCCCCUGUCCCAUCAUGCUCCUGCUGUACUGCGGCAUGUUCCGCGGCCUGCGGCGCUGGGAGGAGGCGCGCAAGGCCAAGCUGCGGAACAGCAUCCAGGCCUGUCGGAAGCUGCAGGAGGCCGCCGCCUCGCUGCCGCCGCUGGCCUCGCUGCCGCCGCCGCUGCCGCCCAUCAUAGAGCGGGAACUAACGGACAACCCGGACGAACCGUCCACCUACCCGUCCACGGACCGGCCCUUCCACUCGGAGUACAAAGACGGCCCCGUGCCGACGGUGAGCUUCGCAGAGAUCAAGUUCAACCCGGACCCCCACAGGAGGAAGAGGGCGAAGAUCAACAGCCGGGAGAGGAAGGCCAUGAAGGUGCUUCCUGUCGUCGUGGGUGCCUUCCUGUUCUGCUGGACUCCCUUCUUCGUCCUCCAUACGAUGCGAGCUCGCUGUCAGGACUGCCAUGUCCCACCGGCCCUGAUGAGCAUCGUGACGUGGCUCGGCUAUGUCAACAGCGCCCUGAACCCCGUCAUCUACACUGUCUUCAACACAGAGUUCAGGAACUUCUUCAAAAAGUUUCUCCACCGCUGCUGCUCCUAGAGACUGCACUGCCGCCGCCACCACCUCCGCUGCUGCUGCCACUGCCGCCGCACGAACGAUUUUUAAACGCACAACAGCUGCAAGAGAUGCUUCUGACUGUAGAUUUAGUAUCUUUUAGUCUGUGUAUGUCGCCAUCAUUUCCUUCCUCUGUGAGGUUUUUAUUUUUCUACAUGAGACGACAGCAAAGUUUGUUUGAGCUACAUGUUUCCUGUGAAGAAGCUUCAUUUCUGAGGAACAAUCUGUUCAGAGAAUCAGCAACACAUCUACAUCACAUAACCAACAAGAACUGAUUUUAUAUGUGGGAAUUUCAUCCUUUCAGAAUAAAAGGUUUUCACUAAAAUGCAGGUUGUGUGUUUGUGGUGCAGUCACAACCUCGUGGCCUUUUCACCAGGAGAACUCCUGAGUUAGAAGAGGUUAGGAUGGGGUUGACUUUGUUCUCCAAGGUGGGAAUGCUGCAUCAUUAUUUGGCCUUGCUGCUCUGUAUAAAAGGUAUGAAGGCAGGAGGGGAGGGCAUUGUUGUCCCUCCUUUAAGCCAGCAGCAGAGGUAGUUACAGAGUCGAACCCAUGUCUGCGUAAAAGAGAGAACAAGCACUGACAAGAUCCAAGAGUUUUGGAUAGGAUUCCUUAAGAGAUGGACCUUUUUAUUAAAGAGUAAGAUCCUUUCUAUUUGACCUGAAACAUCACUAACCGACUCCACUGAGGAAAAACAGGAAUUUUACAGAGUGAAAGUGGGGAGCUGCCAGAACACAGCUGCUUCCAUCAGUUAGUUUGUUUGUGUUACUGUGUGGUACUUUCACUUAUGUAAAGGAUCUGAAUACUUCCUCUACAACUGAAAGUCACACAAUAACACAAACUAACAGAUCGAGGCAGUGGUAUUCCAGCAGCUCCUGUGUUCUGAGUCUGGUACUAAUUUUACCUCAUAGAAAUCAGGAGUUGCUAAUCUACUUCUGCCUCCAUCAGUUACUUUGUUUGUGCUAUUGUGUGCUAUUUUCACUUGUGUAAAGGAUCUGAAUAUUUCCUCCAAAACCAUAAGUCACACAAUGAGGUCUAGCUUCAAAAAUACCAGAGUUGCUCUUUCAAACUACGUCAGAGCUGCUCAGCAUAUUCCAGAGUGCUCAGGAGUCCCUGCAGGAUCUGGGCCUCCACAAAGUCAUCUGAAGGUCUUUAAAGUUUGAUGACAAAAAGACGUGAAGCUUUAAAAGCUUCACGGCAGAUUUCAUCAGAGUCAAAAGAGCUGAAAGCUCAGAGGACGGACUGACAACAGCAACACGCUGCUGAUGCCUCCGGUGUUUCUUUCAGGAUCAUUUAGGUCCCUCUUCUCCCUGUCUGCACAGAGCUUGUUGUGUUCUGCCUGUAAAAACCAUCCAGCAGCUUCUUUUUGUCAACGUUUCCUACCUUUACAGCUCAGGUGACCCAGCUCUUAAUGUUUGAAAUGUCUGCUCCUGGGAGAGGGGGUAGAAGGUCAGUCCCCUUCACUGUCAGCGAGCAGCAACAGACACCUGAGCGCCGCUGGGACCGAGACACAGCAGAAUCAAAUGUCAUCUCGUCUGAGGUGAUCAUCAGGAGCCGCUCUGAUGGAUCACCUGAGUGCUGACUGUCAGAAAUAUAAAAACAUGUGAAGAAACUGUCUUCAGCCGCUAAACAGCGAAAACUGUUUGAGUAUAAAAACUAAAAACGAGACAGAAAACCUAAGUCUGUGUGGUGGGAAUCCUGCAGGAGGAACAACACUGAGUUUCCCCUCUGAGAUUCCAGUUAGAUAAAAAAUAAAAUACCACCUGAAAUCUGCAUUUCAUUAAUAAAUUAAACAUCUGAGAUGAAUGAAGUUAGAAGUCUCUGCUGAAUCCUGCUGAAGGAAGAACAGACAGCAACAGAAGAAAGAAACAAAACGAUAGAAAACGGUUAAAAAGAUUAAACUGAUUUAUGAUCUUUAAAAAUGUUUUGUUUUAUAUUUAUAAUCCUUUCAAGAUUUAGUUUCUUUCACUGGAGGGAAAGAAUGUAAUUAGAAUUUAAAUUUAAACUAGAUGCGAUUAACUUUAUUCCCAUGUGCAACCUGUAGGGGGCAGCGACACUCAUUAGUAGAUGGUGCUUGCAGUUCAUCGCAAAAACAAAAUUGUAGCAGUUUUUAAAACUUUUAAAACAAAUCUUUAAACUGUCCUGAUAUCAGCUAUUUUCUAAUCAAAAUAAAAUGCAAAUGUCUUUUUUUUUACAUCAAAUCUGUUGGGUGGAAUUUCAUGUUUCAGGACACCGUUUAGCCGUUUUAACGGAGAAACAGUUGGCUGUAUUUUGUCAGGCGUCGUGUCUAAAAACUAAAUUUGCCAGAAUCACAAUAACAGGAAACUACAGAACCACUGAGUCUUGUACAGAAUGGAUAAUAUUUUGCUAAAAAAAAAGCUAGCUAAAGAGUGAAUAAAGAGAGGGAACGAUGUUAGCAAGAACAACGCAGUCAAUCAGAGAAAUAAAACGUUAUUUUCUGAUUGUUUCACAUCGGUUACAAGUACAAACUAGAAAUGCAGUUGUAUGUCUCCGACAACACAUCCAGAUGCAGUUUAGUGUGCGAAAUCUUCAAAAACGUGUUUUGUGCGAUCAUAGUGACCUUUGACCUUAAUUAAACUUAAUCAAAAUCUAAUCAG
Lates calcarifer (barramundi perch) is the source of this 4465-nucleotide messenger RNA. Its product is annotated as D(4) dopamine receptor-like. The transcript is spliced from 4 exons. Gene Ontology annotation, cellular component: plasma membrane. Gene Ontology annotation, molecular function: dopamine neurotransmitter receptor activity, coupled via Gi/Go; G protein-coupled receptor activity. Lineage: Eukaryota; Metazoa; Chordata; Actinopteri; Centropomidae. Bases 633 to 1835 code for a protein of 400 amino acids. The record is from RefSeq and is a predicted model, not a curated record. Gene Ontology annotation, biological process: adenylate cyclase-inhibiting dopamine receptor signaling pathway; adenylate cyclase-activating adrenergic receptor signaling pathway.